AUGAAUAAUAAAUAAAUUGUUGAUAUUUUAUUUGACGAAAUCGAUUCUACAUAAACUUAUGCCAUUUAACAAUAUAGUACACUUUUUAAAGACUAAAUAACUGCAAUAAGGGCAUUAUUUUAGACUAAUGGAAGAGGCUAAUAUAAUAGAAAAUGGGAAAGCUAAUCAAAAAGAAACAUAUUAUGCACCAUAAUAUUUCCUUUUUUUAAGAAUUUUCAAUCUAUAAAUACUAUUCCUCUUAUUGUUGCCCACUCUAUAUUGCAGGUUUAUAAUAAUUUAUAUGAUUUGAAUGGACAUAUCAAAUGGUUUAAUGAUAUUUAUUUUUUUGAUAAGAAAUAAGCUGGAAUAUUGGUUUAAUCAGAAAUAACAGGUUAAGAUGUUGUAAUAUUUAUUGGAGUAGGUAUCAAUAUUGAUUGGAAUAUUGAAAAUGGAAUAAAUAUAGAAAAGAUUCUCAAUAAAUAAAUUAAUGUUUAAGAAUUAUAUGAUUAAUUGAAAGAAAAAAUUGUGCAAAAUUUAUUUUUACUUAAUGAACAUGGAUUUAAAGUAUUUUAGAAUCAUAUUAAUUAAUAACUUUAUAAGAAAGGUGAAAAGUGUGUGUUUAUAAAUUAAGAGUCAAAAUUUGUUUGUGAAGGUACAUUAGAAGAAAUUAAUUCAGAUGGGAUGCUCAUCAUUAGAGAAGCUAAUGGAUUAAAUAGAGUAGUAGAUAUUAAUUUAAAAAUGAUGGUAUGA
Paramecium primaurelia is the source of this 729-nucleotide messenger RNA. NCBI's taxonomy places the organism in Eukaryota, Ciliophora, Oligohymenophorea, Peniculida, Parameciidae. The record is from the annotation of a GenBank genome assembly.